Molecule: messenger RNA, 1395 nt
Organism: Rhagoletis zephyria (snowberry fruit fly)
Lineage: Eukaryota; Metazoa; Arthropoda; Insecta; Diptera; Tephritidae
Source: RefSeq, a predicted model, not a curated record
GUACUAGAGAAGGUGUGCACUCACAAGGAACUCGAUUCAAAUGAAUACUCUUUGCUACGCAAUGACCGCCCAGUGGACCUCAGUCUCUCGCUUCGACUGUCAGGCAUUCCACUGAACAGUGAACUGCAGCUGGUUGCCGAUGAGAAGAAGAAGAAAGCAGGGAACCAGGGCGUGAACAUUUCGGUGCAGUUUGGCGAUCGCCAACGACGGACGGGCGACUUUUCCAGCACACAAACACUGCUCGCUGUCAUUGAGACGCUCUUUGCCGCCGACUGUCCGGAGGUGUCCGAUGAUCAGCUGCUACUCUCCAUCAACUACCUCAAUCGACAGUUUGAGGGACGGGAGGUGCUGGCCGCCACGACACUCAAGCUGAUGGGCAUCACCAGUGGCCGGCAGCUGCUGCGACUUCACGCCAGACCAAAGGACGCCAAAGUGGAGCAGAAGUUUACGGAGAACUUUAAGUUCAAGACGCCGGUUCCCAUUAAAACUGCUACUGAGAAUGUAGUUGCUUCUAAGACUGAGGAGGUUCACAAAGUGGAAAAAAAUUUGGAUAAGAAAGAGGAGGAGAAAGGUUCAUCACUGCCCGAGACAAAGCACAUUGAAGAGAAGCAUCAGCCGGUUGAUCUAUCUCAAAAGCCGCCGAGUACCUCCUCUGCUGCUGUUCAGGGAAAGUCGCUCCUGGAGCAGUUCAAGGCGAUGAAGGAGGAUGCUAGAAAGAAUAAAGGAAGUGCUCCUUCCUCUAGUGGACCAAUCAUGACCACCACAGUGAACGCCGACUCGUUGAAAGAAGUUAAAUACCUCGGCGGCGAUCACGAGGAGAUACUGUACUCGAUUGCCGAGGCGCCCGCCUUUGUCGAGCAGCAGGAGGCUGAUGACUUUUACGAGCACACUGUCAGCGACCUGAAGACACUGCUGAAGCAACUGAAGCGAGAACAGUCCGGUGGCACCGCCGUUGAGCCGAUGCUGGAGACGGAGAAGCUGCGUGAGGAGCGCCUGCAGCGAGAGCGUGCCAAGUACCCGAAAACGAUCAUUCGUGUUCUCUUUCACGCCGACCGUCUGGUGCUACAGGCGCUCUUCAAGCCCACGGACACCGUCGCCGAGCUGAUGGCCAUGGUCGCCCGGUACAUCACUGCCGAUUGCAGCCCCGGCAGCUUUCACCUCUUUACGGCGCCGCCCAAGGUGAUCCUCUCCCCGGAGACGAGCCUCUUUGAUCUGAAGCUGGUGCCAUCUGGCCUGGUGUACUUUGGCUCCACUGCAGCCGGCCCUACCUCUCCUGUGAUCUCGCCUCAGUUUAGCGGCAACCUGGUGACACCCUAUGCUGUGGCCGCCAAUUUGUCGCUCCACCAGCUGAAGACUAUCUGCCAGAAGGCCAAGGAGCAGCAGCAGCAAAACUAG